UCUUAAUUAUAUUUCAUAUGGUAUUUGUGGCAUCUUCUCUCAUAUCAUACAUGUGGAACCCAGCAGUGCCAUUUCCUCCGUCCAAAAGAAACUAUCAGCACCUUGAGAACCCCUUCCUUAUCUCUUUCCAUGGCCCAUUUAUAUAUAAUUUGAUCCUUGAACUGCAAGCAAAGAAUUUCCAACUUUUUCUGCUAGAAAUUACAGUAAACAGUAAACCAUGGUAAGGCGGCCAAAUUAUUGUCCGCAUAAUCCGUAUUAGAUCUUCAAUCCUGUUUGCUUUUCCAUGUAAGGUAGUUGAUGAUCUGAUGGAGAAAGAAAUUACAAAGCCAGAAAAUUUUUGCAUUCUCACUCUUUGAUGUACUAUGAAAGCCCUCUCUUUUCCUUUAAUCACCCAAGAAGAUGCUUUUUACUGUUGUCUUCAUCUAGUUGGAAUCCUGACAGACAUAUCCUGGACUCAAAAGCUCCAUAUCUCUCUUUAGUUGAAAGCUGAUCAACAAGAACCAAAACAAAGGAAGCUUAAGCCUUCACUCUCUAUAUAUCAGCAGCAAGUGGAGCUUCAGCCUGUAAUACUUUCAACCACCAUCCUUGCAUAUCAAGCCAGGACUCCAGGAAGUUGAAGCAAACAAGCAAAGGAUUUAUUUUAUUCAGCAAAUGAGAGAGAUGAAUUCUCUUCUUCCAGUAACCUUUGUGGUUCGAUUCACCGAAGAAAGAAUAAGGAGCAAAGAAGUUAGAAGCCUGUAUGCCUAAGUUCAUCAAAUAGGCCUCAAGAAAACGUCCUAAAUUCAAAAAGGGUAGUAGAAUUUUCAACUAUUUAUAGGCUUUUGGGUUUGGUGCUUGAUAAUUGGUGAUAUACAAGCUAAAAUAGCAAUGGUGACUCUUCAUCACCGCCCACACCGCCUUCUCCUUGAUACGCAAUCAAGCGCAGCACCAACAAAUGGAAACAGAACGCGCAGUUCUUUAUCCAAUGAAGCCAGUUUUGAUACCAACAUGGUGAUCAUCCUAGCAGCUUUGCUUUGUGCACUGAUAUGUGCUCUAGGGCUAAACUCUAUUGUGCGUUGUGCUUUGCGUUGUGGCAGAAGGUUUGCUAUUGAGACCCCAGAUGAGACUGUGGUACGUCUAACUGCAACAGGCCUGAGGAAGAGCGCAUUGCGCCAGAUUCCUGUGGCCAUAUAUAGUUCAGGGACAAAUAUGAAGGCUACGGAUUGUCCAAUUUGCCUUGGAGAAUUUAUUGAUGGUGAAAAAGUCAGGGUGUUGCCAAAAUGUAACCAUGGUUUUCAUGUAAGGUGUAUAGAUACAUGGUUGCAGUCACACUCAUCCUGUCCAACUUGCAGGCAAUCAUUGCUAGAGCAGGCAACUAGUUCUGAUGCUGCACCAGAGAUAGAGGCUGGAAUCCAGCAACAUGGGAAUUCAUCAGGUGGACUAGCCGAUGUUCCACUCGCUGCAGAGGAGAUUGGUUGAUCCUGGUUUUGAAAUAGUUCUUAACCAGCUGAGAAAGGGGGCCAUAGAGUAGCUUUUUUUUUUAUUAUUGUUGUUUGACAUUUUUUUAAGUUUGUUUAUGUAUAUGAAUAGAGAGAAAUAUUGAUUGCUAAUGAACUGCAAAAGAAAAUAGAAAUGGUCUGAGGCUUUCUGAGGUUUUGCUGUUCCUCUACAUUCUUUGCAGUGGGAGAUUGAAAAUUUCUCUGGAGUACCAUAGACUUAUUGCUUUUCUUCAUGAUUAUAGGCAAAAAUCCAUACCAAUUGAUGUGCAGCUGUAUGUGAUUGUGAUGAUUCUAUUGAGAAAUAUAAUCGAUGCACCUGUUUUCAACCUUUGCAUAGAAAGAAGGAUUGUUACACUUAUGACAAACUAUGAUUUUUUUAAGGAGUUUAAGGUUCACAAUCACUCAACAAGGAGUUUGAAAAUUAAUAGGAAGUUUUCAGGUUCAUCAGCAAAAUGGAACUGAGAAAGACCUCCAUAAUUUCAGCUUGGGCGGUGACUCUCUCCUGCUUGCUAACUUUUAUUUCAGAAUUGAUAUCUCAGAUUAGGUCUUUAAAUGUGCUGCCAACUGAACAGUGCUCACAGAUGGAGACCUUACAAAAGGAAACCAGCUCUGGGGUUUAGAUUCCUUGAGUUAUCAUCAUUGCAUAGCAUCUAUACAGUUUGUAAGCAAGCCCUUGUUGUCUAGAAUGGUUCACAGCCAGGAGCCACUUGACAUUUGAAGUGCUGUCAUGCUGAUGCAACAUGGAUAUAAUUUAGCCAUUAGAAGUGUUUCAAAGUCAUUUUGAUUUACCAUUGUUAGGUAUUAUAGGCUUCAUGUGUAGUUUUCUUUUGACAGCUUUCUCUUCAAGUGAAACUUAUUAGGAGUAUUAGAUAAAGUUAAACACAACUUUGUAUUUAGAGAACAAACUCUUGAUUUUCUUACACUUUACCCAAUU
Durio zibethinus is the source of this 2412-nucleotide messenger RNA. RefSeq names its product RING-H2 finger protein ATL73-like. Gene Ontology annotation, molecular function: transferase activity. The record is from RefSeq and is a predicted model, not a curated record. Lineage: Eukaryota; Viridiplantae; Streptophyta; Magnoliopsida; Malvales; Malvaceae. Gene Ontology annotation, biological process: protein ubiquitination.